UUCGAGGGUAACUUUUCCGGCGGAACCUGACCACUAUAUACCCUUUCAAGUGGAGGAAGCAUAGGAUGGUAUAAGUGCAAAGGAUAUUUUAGAAUGUGCUGUCGAGCAUCGGUACGGGCACAUCAAUCAAAAUUCCUUUUUUCCAUAUCCAACUCUCCAUAAAUGUGUCACUCAUGGCCUUUCAUUGAACACUCACACAGAGAAGCUUAACAACAUAUCCAUUUUACAAACUCUCUUUCUAAUUUUUCUUUCACAAAAAAAAAAAAAAAAAAAAAAAAAAAAGAAGAAGAAAAGAGAAGGAAAUAGAGAAAGAUGGUGAAGUUCUCUAAGCAGUUUGAAGGACAACUAGUCCCUGAAUGGAAAGAAGCUUUUGUUGAUUAUUGGAAACUCAAGAAGGAACUCAAAAAAAUCCAUCUUCUUAACAGUACUACUAAUAACACACCCAACAAGCACCAAAAUAACUCCUUAUCCAAUACCUUCUUGACAUCUUUAAGGAAUUUAUCUCUGUUUGGUCCUCAACAUAGAGACCAUGAAAUCAUUCAUGUUCAUAAGAAGUUAGCUUCAUCAGCAAGUAAAGGAGACACAUACGAGACUGAAUUGCUAGAGCACUUUGCUGAUACUGAUGCUGCUAAAGAAUUCUUCGCAUGUUUGGAUUUUCAACUUAACAAAGUGAACCAGUUUUACAAAACCAAGGAAAAAGAGUUCCUUGACAGAGGGGAGUCUUUGAAAAAACAAUUGGAGAUUCUCAUCGAGGUCAAAACCGCAUUCAAGCAACAGCGUGGCAAUGGACCUUCUGCACAGGACGACUCCAAGGAAGAUGCCUCUAUAUCAUGCACAAUCUCCUGUGAGGAGGACUCUGUCAGGGGCAAAACAGAGCAAGAACAGAUGCAGGACAACAAUAGCAUGGAUGAUUCUGAGAGAAACGAUGAAGCACCAUAUACAGACUCUCCAAGGUCAGACAGUGUUGGAAAAUCAAUGAGUAUGAGAGGAGAAGACGGAAGAUUAAGAACUCUCUCGGGUAGAGUUUUCAAUUGCCAAGGGAAGAACUUAAAGAUAAAAAUUCCUUUGACAACACCUUCUCGUACCUUCUCGGCGAUAAGUUAUUUGGUCUGGGAUGAUCUGGUUAACCAGAACUCCAAGAAAUGUGAUCCUGAAAGCAGAAAGCUUCAUGUCAACAAGACCAAGUUGCAUCAUGCAGAGAAAAUGAUCAGAGGAGCUUUUGUGGAGCUCUACAAAGGGUUGGGUUAUCUCAAAACUUAUAGGCACUUGAACAUGCUUGCUUUUAUAAAGAUCUUAAAGAAGUUUGACAAAGUCACUGGAAAACAAGUUCUUCCUAGUUAUCUUAAAGUAGUUGAAAGUUCCUAUUUCGACAGCUCAGACAAGGCAAUAAAUUUACAAGAUGAAGUUGAGGAUCUGUUUAUCAAAUACUUUGCUGAAGAAGAUCGACGAAAAGCCAUGAAAUACCUUAAACCACAUCAGCAUAAAGAAUCACACUCUGUAACCUUCUUCAUAGGGCUAUUCACAGGGUGUUUCAUAGCACUUUUCACUGGAUAUGUCAUUAUGGCUCAUAUUACAGGGUUGUAUAGAAGCCAACCAAAUUCAGUCUACAUGGAAACUGCUUAUCCUGUACUUAGCAUGUUCAGCCUGUUGUUUCUGCAUGUAUUCUUGUAUGGUUGCAAUAUUUUUGCCUGGAGAAAAGCUCGUAUAAACUAUAGCUUUAUCUUCGAGCUGACCCCAACAAAGGAGCUUAACUACAGAGAUGCUUUUUUAAUCUGUACAACAUCAAUGACUGUUGUGGUUGGAGUUAUGUUUGUUCAUUUGUCAUUGCUGACAAAAGGUUAUUCAUAUAGCCAAGUUCAAGUAAUCCCUGGUCUUCUUCUAUUGGUAUUCUUACUAUUACUUGUUUGCCCCUUCAAUAUUGUGUACCGUUCAAGUCGUUAUUGCUUUCUUCGUGUGAUAAGAAAUAUUGUCUUGUCACCUCUCUACAAGGUUGUCAUGCUGGACUUCUUCAUGGCAGAUCAACUUUGUAGUCAAGUUCCGAUGCUAAGAAACCUCGAGUAUAUAGCCUGUUACUACAUAACUGGGAGUUACAAAACUCAGGAUUAUGGUUAUUGCAUGAGGGCCAAGCAUUACAGAGAUCUUGCUUAUGCAGUGUCUUUUCUACCCUAUUACUGGAGAGCAAUGCAGUGUGCUAGGAGGUGGUUUGAUGAGGGACAGACAAGUCACCUUGUGAAUCUAGGCAAAUAUGUAUCAGCAAUGCUAGCUGCAGGAGCGAAAGUGGCUUAUGAAAAAGAAAGCAACGCUGGAUGGCUCUGUCUUGUUGUGAUCAUGUCAAGUGCUGCAACAUUGUACCAAUUGUAUUGGGAUUUUGUAAAGGAUUGGGGUUUGCUGCAAAUGGAUUCCAAGAAUCCAUGGCUUAGGAAUGACUUAAUGCUUCGUCGAAAGAUCAUUUACUACUUAUCCAUGGGAUUGAACCUUAUUCUCAGGCUUGCAUGGCUGCAAACUGUCCUCCAUUCAAAUUUUGAACAUGUUGAUUACAGGGUAACUGGGCUAUUUUUAGCAGCCCUUGAAGUCAUUAGAAGAGGGAUGUGGAACUUCUACAGGUUAGAGAAUGAGCAUCUAAAUAAUGCAGGAAAGUUUAGAGCAGUGAAGACAGUACCAUUGCCCUUCCAUGAAGUGGAUGAGGAAGACUGAUUUGAUUUGCUUUGCUUUGCAUUGCCAAUUCCAUGUUGGCAUAUGAAGAAGUUGCAUUAUACAGAAUUGGAUUCCUAGUAAUGGCCAAAAUUGAAGAAUGUUUCCCAACAAAGAACCAGCUUGUUGAAUUGAUUCAAGUUGAUGAAACAAGAACCCACAAAAAAAAGAAACAAAAAAAAAAAAAAAAAAAUCAAGGAAACAAAAAACAGCAGCUUGUUUCUGAUCUUUGUUGUUGUUCAGUGAAUCUUGGGAACAUUUUUCAUACUUGUACACUAAAUUUUUCACUCAUCAAUGAAAUCAAUGAUGAUGGAAAAGCGCAAUUGCGUUAAUAAAUUCCUUUAUUAUAUAUUAA
This is a messenger RNA of Ziziphus jujuba (common jujube), 3046 nucleotides long. RefSeq names its product phosphate transporter PHO1 homolog 1. Gene Ontology annotation, cellular component: cytoplasm; Golgi apparatus; trans-Golgi network. The record is from RefSeq and is a predicted model, not a curated record. Bases 313 to 2694 code for a protein of 793 amino acids. The transcript is spliced from 14 exons. Gene Ontology annotation, molecular function: inositol hexakisphosphate binding. Lineage: Eukaryota; Viridiplantae; Streptophyta; Magnoliopsida; Rosales; Rhamnaceae. Gene Ontology annotation, biological process: phosphate ion transport; cellular response to phosphate starvation.